Molecule: messenger RNA, 1531 nt
Organism: Octopus bimaculoides (California two-spot octopus)
Lineage: Eukaryota; Metazoa; Mollusca; Cephalopoda; Octopoda; Octopodidae
Source: RefSeq, a predicted model, not a curated record
UGUGAAGUAAUGCAUGACCAUGGUCAAGUUUGUCGAUUGUCCACUCGGUAUCAGUCAGUCCAAAGCAGUGAUAGCUGACAAGAAGUUGAUGGACAUUCUGUAAACGCCAAACGAAUUCAUGGAGUCAACGAAUGUAACCAAAAUGGUGUCUGAAGAAAACCAAAACGAUGAAGUACUUUAGAUGGAAAUCUGUCGAAGUGUUCCAAAAUGAUAAAAUGUGACGAAAUGUAAAGAAGAAAACAUGAAAGAACAGCCAUCGAAACGCAAUAAAUCGUAACGAAGAAGAUCCAAACCAAGAACGAAGGAAAGAAAACGUAACCAAUAAGGACACACAAAAAAAAAAAAAAAAAAACCAAUAUAGAAUAAAGUAAUUACAAGAAAAAUUAAAGCAACAAAACAAAUUAAACUAUAAAAAUGAUAUACAAAAAGAGUUUAAGAAAACAUGUAAAACUAUAAAAUAGUAAAGAUUGAUAAAAGAGAAUUAUGUACAAUGAAUAUAGGAAGUUUUUUAUAUUUUAUGUUAUGGAUCGUUUUUGCUCUGUGUAGUGUUGCUCUAAAUAUUUUCAAUAUUGACUGGCACAAGACAAGCAUACCACAAGGUAUUAUUCUUGUCAUUGUGCUUGGAAUCCUGCAAGGUUCUGUUUACGAAUUUCCGGUGCAGACGAUUGCUACAUUGAUUGUCGGCGGCAACAGAAGGAAAAACCCAACGGCUGAAGGCGACAAUUUAACGCUCAUUCUCAACUAUAACUUGUUAGCAGUUACAGUUGAUGAUAUUGAAGAAUGCUUCCAGACAAUGUUUCAAGCAUUCAUGGGCAAUUUAUGUUUCAAUGUAUCUGCUGUUCUUGUCAGUGCAACUUCGAAAGAAGAUCUCAUAUCAUGUGAGUUAGAAUGCCGUGAUAAAUACCGGAAGUUAAUAUACGAUGAACUUUUCAAAGAAGGUGUCUGUUUCGCUAAUGGCUACUAUGACGAUAUCAAUCAAGACCGUUUUAAGAACGUAUGGAUGUAUUUCCAAUACUGUCCAGGGGAUAUUUUCAUCCAUCAACACCUUGAUUCAAUAUGUGAUCGAUUUGCACGAGAAUUUAUGGUAAUUCAUCGCACCAGUAAAGUUUUACGUAAAUGUGGACAAUAUCAAGAUCUAAUGUUGCUAUCUGAGGGAGAAUCUUUUGCUUACACAUAUACUGACAUUGAAUAUUAUGGAAAGAUGGCCCGUCCUUAUAACCAGCCCACCUUUUACUAUUCAUCUGACGUGCAAAAUAUAUUUAACCGGCGAUUUGAUUACACCUUAGUAUUGGAUGCCGAUACAGGGGUGCCGGAUGGAACGGUAGAAAAACUUCUCGGAAUAGCUGCAGCAAACCCAGAGAAAGGGAUCAUCCAACCAUCUAUAAAACUAAGUCGCGAUGAAAUCAAGUGCAUCAAGGAAUGUCCCACAGAAUCUUACACUUCUCCGACUCCAGGACUCUUUCGACGCGAUGACUGUGUCAUGUGUUUCCAGCUUCAAAUCCCCAUUUCUGGCACAGUUUCCAGGGUAUAA